CAUAAACCAUAUGUUCGCCUAGAGUCUCUUGUACAAAAAACAAACUUCUUCUUUGCUAGUACCUAUUUUUCUCCCCUAUAAAAAAGAAAAGAGGUGACCAUUGCGCCGUCCGUCCUCGGGUCAAGAGCCCAAUCAGCACGGAUAGCCAAGCCACGGUUCUCGACAUCUACCUCCGUACAUAUCAACAAUUUCCAACAUUGUUCAUCAGGAUACUUGUACAUUCGAUGAGCCGCCGUGCAGAGAUAGCUUCUGAACCUCUACCAACAUCCUCCAAACGCAGCCAGCAGAGCUGAUCGCCCAUUCCCUCCACUUCCGAAAACCCAACAACUGCCGCAAUGCCUGCAGACUACGACUCAACUGCGAAGGCCCUCGCAUUAUCAGCGUCCCCAACGAGCUCUCCCUCUCCAGAACAACAAGACAGCAGACCUCCAUGGACUCGGCGUAUCUCCUCUGGAGUCCGCCGAGGCACGGCCUCCUCACCAUACUCAACUCAAACCAACCGCUCCCUCAAAGACCAAAUCCUUCAAUCUGCCGACAAAGUUAGACGCCAGGUCCUCACAACCUUCAAAAGCCUCACUCUCCUCCAACAAAUACUUUCAGUCACCCUCCUCAUCAUCUGUUUCGUUCUCGGCAUACUCUUCCUCGUCUUCAACGAGAAAAUUUUCGGUGCCUUGGCCCCAGCAGCUCAGAAGUGGCGAGAUGUCCCAGGGGGAUGGAUGGUCUUAUGGGCGCUGACCUUCAUCUGCGGAUUUCCCCCAAUAAUCGGGUACUCGACGACCGUCACCGUUGCCGGUUUCGUAUACGGGUUCCCCAACGGAUGGUUCAUCGUCGCCAGCGCGACCGUCAUGGGAUCUCUGGCCUCAUUCCUCGCCUCCCGAACCAUACUCUCAAAGUACGUCCACCGACUCGUGGGCGCAGACAAGCGUUUCGAAGCUCUAGCCCUGACGCUCAAACAUGACGGGCUUAAAAUCCUAUGCAUGAUCCGAUUCUGUCCUCUCCCCUACUCCCUCUCCAACGCCGCCAUGUCCACCUUCCCCACCGUCCACCCUCUCUCCUUCGCUCUCGCAACCCUCAUUUCCAGCCCCAAACUCCUGAUCCACGUCUUUAUCGGGAGCAGACUCGCGGAUAUCGCUGAGCGGGGAGGCAGCAUGGAUACCAGCACCCGGCUCAUAAACUACGCCAGUAUCACCAUCGGCGUCACUUUGGGGGUCUCGGUGGGAUGGAUCAUCUACCAGAAGACAAUGGCGCGUGCUGAGGAGCUGGAGGCCGAGGAACUAGAGGCUGGAAGGGGCGAAGGGGCCGCGGACUCCGGAAGGAGGUAUAGUGAUGCGGGCCUGGAAGAUCCGGAUGCCGCUGUGUUGAUGGACGAUGAUGAUAUCAGUCUGUGGGACAGCGCGGGGAAUAUGUAUAGAGAUGAGUUUACGGAUGGGAGUGACGAGGAUGUCUUUGCUAGGGGGGAUGGGGAUAAGAAUAAAGGAGACAAGAAAUAAGGUAGAGAGAAAACCGCGGGCAUAGGAGUUGCAGGUGUUUUUGGUCAAUACGGGCAUGACAUGCUGGGUAGGCGUUCUGGUGUUUCUGAUAGAUCAAACGCUAUAGACAUCAGGAUUACGAUACAAAAGAGUAUGAGAAUUCUAAGUUCGAUUGAUUAUAAUUCAUCAAUCCUACAAGACAUGGUUC
This is a messenger RNA of Amorphotheca resinae ATCC 22711, 1677 nucleotides long. RefSeq lists its product as hypothetical. Gene Ontology annotation, cellular component: Golgi membrane. The coding region runs from base 336 to 1490 and encodes 384 amino acids. The transcript has a single exon. Lineage: Eukaryota; Fungi; Ascomycota; Leotiomycetes; Helotiales; Amorphothecaceae. Gene Ontology annotation, biological process: mitotic spindle elongation; vesicle-mediated transport. The record is from RefSeq and is a predicted model, not a curated record.